Messenger RNA from Xyrauchen texanus (razorback sucker), 2891 nucleotides. Its product is annotated as zinc finger MYND domain-containing protein 19-like. The transcript has 6 exons. NCBI's taxonomy places the organism in Eukaryota, Metazoa, Chordata, Actinopteri, Cypriniformes, Catostomidae. The record is from RefSeq and is a predicted model, not a curated record. The coding region runs from base 151 to 834 and encodes 227 amino acids.
GGUUUGGAAGCGGGUGGGGAAGACUCGGGCAACGGCUGACCCUAUUACAUUAAAAAAUUGUACUCGGGGUUGGGUUGCCCGGACCAGAUUUCAAACCUUAUACAAUUUUACCUGCUCUCACAUUUCAGCCUGGACCUGACAUCGCCGCUAAUGUCGGAUUUCAAGCUUGGGAUUGUUCGACUUGGCCGUGUGGCCGGGAAGACAAAGUACACUUUGAUUGACGAGCAAGACAUACCAUUAGUGGAAAACUAUGCCUUUGAGGCACGCAUGGAAGUUGAUGCAGAUGGGAAUGGGGCAAAAAUCUUUGCUUAUGCCUUUGACAUUGGCAAGGGCAGAUGGGCAGGCCGACCACUGCAUGAGUUACUUUGGGAAAAGCACAGAGGUGGCAUUGCUCCAAGUUUCCAAGUAGUUCACAUAAACUCAGUCACAGUGGACAACCGUCUAGACAACUUGCGUCUUGUUCCAGUGGGAUGGAGUCCCAAACCAGAAGAACUGUCCAGCAAACAGAGAGAGCAGUCGCUGUACUGGCUAGCCAUCCAGCAGGUUCCUGCAGACCCAGUGGAGGAGCAGUAUCUGGAGUUGAGUCGGACACGUUACUACAAUGCCAAUGGAGAACUGGUGGAAGAGGAGGAAUGCUCCUGCACCUACUAUGAGUGUCACUACCCACCCUGCUCGCUUAUUGAGAGGAGGCUGAGAGAGUUCAACAUCUGUGGCCGAUGCCAGGUGGCACGCUACUGUGGCUCGCAGUGCCAACAGCGAGAUUGGCCGGCCCAUAAGAAGCAGUGCCGCGAACGCAAACGGGUUCUGGCACUGGAGUCGGAGCCUGAGCGAUGAUCCCCCUCAACCCCAAAUUCAAGGAUGGGGGUCACAGGGGUGUGGGAUGAAACUUUGAGUUGAGCAAAAAUUGACUGAUAUGGGACAAUAUUCGUGGGUUGGAAGGGCCUGUUGGGGGGCAAAAACACACUUCCCAGAACUUUCACAUCUCCACAGCUUGCCUAUGGGGAUUACGGGAAAUUUCGUUUUUUCAUUUUUAUUUGGAGGGAGGUCUUGAAGGCUCCACCUGCUGCUAUGGAUGUGUGUUUAAUGAAGAAAACACCAUGCCGUCAUAACUCUUUUCUGUGGACUGCAUUUGAGUAUUGACAGUCAUGCGCUCCUUCCAUCCACCCUCCUGUCAUGAAGUAUUAGCCGCUGGUAUCAAGGGACUAAACUGCUGUACAACUGACGAUAGGAUGGAAAAUGGACCUGUUCACUGUACUACCCUUCCUUCUUUUCCUCUCCCGGUUGGACUUUUUGUGCACAUAACCAAGCACAUAGUCACCCACCUGCCAUUUGUUCUACAAGUAUACGGCCGAUAGCUGUGCAAAACCACACCAUGAGUAUUGUGUGUGCAAUGCCAUUAUUGACUGAAGGACAUGGAUGAAGUGGUCGAACGUUUGUCUUGUUUUAUUUUAUUUUUUGCUUUAUUUUUGGGGGGGUGUUGGGGAAUAUGUCUACUUUGGGGGGCAGUGUCACUUUUUUGUUUACCCUUGAGUUUUUCAAAUGCAUUACAAUCCUAUGUACUCUACCCACUCAUGUUUUGUUUGAUUUAGCUUUUCAUAACAAGCACUCAUUUUAGAGGGAUGUCCUGGGAAAAACUUGAAAACCCACAUGGAAAGUCGAUUCAUGUUGUCAAUGUGUACUUGUCUAAAGUUGUCAUGGGUCCCAGUCAUUCAAUGAUUAGUCUUUUGUCUUAAUCUUAAUGUCAAAGUGAGUAUAACUUAUGAAUUUUGUUUAACUUUUUUUUUAUUUUUAUUUUUUUUAUAAAUCUCAUCUUAAUACAAAAAAAUGUGUGUGCACAAGUUCCAAGUGUGUCUUCCUCUUCCGUCAAGGGCAACGCAACCAAACUGUGACGCGCAUAUACAAAUAAGCAUGUACUGCAGAUAGAUACAUGUUACUUUUGUCUGCGUUCAUAUUCCGAAUAAUUUAUUUAUCUGGUUGGGAUAGAACACUGUGCACUGAAUAUCCUCACUUUGAUCUUUGCAGAGAAUAGGAGUCUAGGGUAGGUUGGGGUAUAUGUUCUUUUUAUUUUCUAAGCUAUUACAAUACAAACAUGAAAUGCAUAAAUAUUUGAAUGGGCAAAGUUUGUGAUAUCUGACCAUCUCUUGUCACUGUAAAAUAUAAGAAUAAAGUAAUUACAUCAAAUCUAAAAUGUGUAAAGGUUAAUUUAGUUGCAGAAGUGUCUGUUUUGCCCACAUUUAUGUUCCCAUUUGAGGAUAGAACUAUUGUCCUUCUGCUUUUUUCUGUUGAAGGGCUUGGCUUUAAAUCCUGUCAUUAAGUUUUACACAAGUUAAAACAUUUUGAUAAAAUGGUUAUCAUUGAGGGGAUUGUCACAAAUUUAAAGUCACGUGUCUUAUUUUGCAUGCGAGCACUUAAAACAUCAGGCUCAAAAAGUAUUUGGAUACUUAAGCCACACUUAAUGUUUGAAUGUCAUUGCUGUAAAUAAAAAAUAAUAAAACGUAAAACCAAUGGCAUCCAAAACAAAUGAUUCCACACCUUUUCUCAGAACAAAGCUUUUCUUAGUGGUUUUCAUAGCAGUUAUUAUUAGACUGGUCCCAAGGUUUUUGAGAUGGAACAUUAAGUCAGUUCCACAAACAGGUGGUCCCGCCAACUCCUCCAAGCAUUCUUAUUGGUUAACAUGCGGGUUGCAUUGUGAUUAUUUUUAUUACUAUUAUUGCUGUCUAUGUUACAUGGAAAAAUGUGAAUUUUCAGGAUGCCCAUAUCAGUGAAAUGUUUCAGGUAGUAGGUUAGGGGGUCAUUCUUGGGGUUUUGGUAAUAUUUCAACUUUGAAAUUGAUUAAUUGUCAGAAUACUUCUCAACAUUAGGCACAUAUUAAACCUCCAACAAAUCAAGUU